This is a messenger RNA of Rhododendron vialii, 3099 nucleotides long. Its product is annotated as FRIGIDA-like protein 1. The record is from RefSeq and is a predicted model, not a curated record. NCBI's taxonomy places the organism in Eukaryota, Viridiplantae, Streptophyta, Magnoliopsida, Ericales, Ericaceae. Bases 144 to 2810 code for a protein of 888 amino acids. The transcript has 5 exons.
UCCCUCUGGUAGCAUAUUGGCGCGGGAAAAAUUGCCCGGCCGUCCUUGUCGGUGAACUCCAGCGCCCGUCUCUCUCUCUCUCCCCCUGUAACUGUAAGUCGAGGUUUUCAUCCGAUUCGUUUUCUCCAAACCCCAUUCCCAGAAUGGAGGACAUGGAGACAACACUGAAAACAGUCUCCGCAGCCCUCGAACUCGUCGACUCCAAGAAAGAAAACCUCCGCAAAGCCUACGAAAACCUCCAAUCCCACCACCACCCCUCCACUUCUCUGUCCUCCCCCGCCUUAAACGCCCUCACCUGGCCCGACCUCGACUCCCACUUCUCCUCCCUCCACUCCUCCCUCCUCUCCCAAUUCUACCUCCUCCAAAACCAACACCAAUCCCAACAACAAACCCCAGAACAAGCCCAAUCUCAUCCAUGCAAACAAACCCCAAUGCAACCGCAAUGUCACCCAUCCGAACCAAACCCAAUUCAACCCCAAUUGGAGCCACCCAAAGCAAACCCAAUUCAAUCCCAAUUGGAGCCACCCAAAGCAAACCCAAUUCAAUCCCAAUUGCAGCCAUACGAACCGGUCCCAAUUCAACCCAUAUUGCAGCCAUCCGCAGCAAACCCAAUUCGACCUCAAUUGCAGUUAUCCAAACCAAUCCCAGUUCAAACCCAGACGGGUCCACCCAACAAGCCGCUCCCAAACCCAGGCCGAUCCUCAUCUGCAAUUGUGCUAAAAGACUCCUCGACACAUGGGUCUGAUACGGUGUACGUGGGACCCGAGCUGAAGUUCCUGUGCGAGAAGAUGGACGGGCCGGGCUUGAGGGACUACGUGGCCGAGAACUACUCGCGGGUGAGCGAGCACAGGGCCGAGCUGGCCGGAGCGUUGUUAGGGCAUGCGCUGGACGCGGCGGCUAUGGUCUUGGACGCGAUGGACGGGUUUUAUUGGAGGAGCAGCUGUGUGGUUUUGUUGGAGGUGUUGACGAAGUUGAAGCCGGAGAUUCGGGGGGAACUGAGGGAGAGGGCAGAGAAAUUGGCGGCGGAGUGGAGAGGGAAGGUGGGGGGGAGUGCCGAGGGCGCGAAGCCAAUGGAGGCAUUUGCGUUUUUGAAUCUCGUGGCGGCUUUUGAUUUGGUUGGUGGUGUUGGGUUUGGUUGGGAGGAUCUUGUUGAUUUCGCUGCCCGUGCUGCGUUUUACAGGCGAGCUGCUGAGUUGUUUCGGGUGCUUGGUUUUGGCGAGAGGAUGUCUGAUCUUGUUUUGAAACUUAUUACUAAGGGCCAACCACAUCUGGCGUUCAAGAUUAUUUAUGAAUUUGAGCUUACUGAUAAGUUCCCACCAGUGCCCGUCUUGAAAGACUGUGUGGUGGAGUCCAAAAGGCUUGCUGCGAAAAUUCGCCAGGAUGGACACUUUUCUCUUCAAUCUCUGAAUAAGGCCAGAAACGAAGAAAUCAGUGCAUUGAAAUAUGCAAUCAAAGUCAUUAAUGCUUACAAUCUUGAAUCCGAGUAUCCAAAAUACAACCUUGUAAAGCGCAUUGAGAAGCUAGAGAAGAAACAAUUUGCAUCAGCUUCUCUUUCCAAGCCUCAGCAGAAGUCAAAACCACAGAAGCUAAGUGGAAGCAAGCGUUUUCAAACUAGUGGUCUGGCAUAUGUUCCAAACAUUAAACCUACUGCCCAAGCCGAGAUGAAAUCCUUUUGUGAAAAGAUGGACGGGUUAGGUUUGAGGAAUUACAUAGCCGAGCAGUAUAGGGAGCAGACCGCUAUUAGGAUUAAGUUGCCGCACCCGCUGCGUAAUGCCCUACGUCACGCACCAGACGCCGCGGGGAUGGUUUUGGACGGGAUGGAGGGUUUUUACUCACCGAAUUCAAAGGGUAAUAAGGAUAAGGUACUUCGUGUUGUGAGGAUAAUCUGCGUGGCUUUAUUGGAGGAGUUGACGGGGUUGAAGCUGGAAAUUAGCGCCGAAGUGAAGGGGAGGGCAAAGAAAUUGGCAGUGGAGUGGAGAGGGAAGGUGAAUGUUGAUGGUGAGAAUCCUCUGGAGGCAUUUGGGUUUCUUAAUCUUGUGGGGGCAUUUGGUUUGGUGGAUGUGUUUAGUAUGGAGGAUCUUGUUGAUAUCGCUGUUGUUGUGGCAAAGUAUGAACAGGCUACUCAAUUAUGUCGGGUGCUUGGUUUCAGGGAUAGGAUAUCUGAUCUUAUUACAAAACUCAUUAGUAGGGGCAAACAACUUGAGGCGAUCAAAUUUAUUUUUGAGUUUGAGCUUACAGAAAAGUUCCCACCCGUUCUCGUCUUGAAUGAAUAUGUGGAGUCUUCCAAGAAGCUUGCUGUCAAAAUUUGCGAGGACGGAUGCUAUUCUUUUGACUCUCUGGAGGAGGCCAGAACCAAAGAAGUCGGUGCAUUAAAAUCUGCAAUUGAAAUCAUUCAGGUUCACAAGCUUGAAUCUGAGUAUCUGAAGGAGAACCUAGCAAGACGCAUCACAGAGCUAGAGAGGGAACGAUUUUCAUCAGGUUCUGCUUCCAAGCCUCAGCAGCAGUCCAACCCACAGAGGCUGAGUGGAAACAAGCGUUCUCGAACUACUGCCCCAAAUGGUCUGGCAUCAAUUCCAAACAGUAAUGCUGCUACCACAUCAGCCAGUCCUGCAUUUCAGCAGUCUCAGUUACAUCCAGCAGGUUUGUUGCCAGAUCAUCCUGCUUUAGGUUUCCCUGGAAACUUAAUGCCUACACAGCAGUAUGCACCCCCUUCAGAAUCACACAUGCCGGCUGUUUACUUUGAUAGGCCAGUUGCUUAUGGUAGGUAUGGCUUCCCCCAUCAACACCAUCCGUCUUAUUACCCUCAGUAGGUCUUUGUACUAUUCGGGCUUUUAUGAUGGUGUAAAUAUUCGACAACGUCGUAGCAUUUGUCUCACUAUGCAGCACUAGGUAUUGGAAAGCAUAUUUUUCUUUUUAAUCACCAAGAUUCUAGCACCACUAGGUUUGGUGUAUCUGAUAUUUGUUGAAGUGUAUUGAAGCGGUGGCUGUUUUGUGUCACACUUCUCCUCACUAUAAAACUAUAUUGGUUAAGAUGUUUUGACAUCACUUGUGAAUUGUUUUGUUUGAGAUCAUUUAAUUUAAGGGCUUUUAGGGAUGGAA